Molecule: messenger RNA, 1938 nt
Organism: Xenopus laevis (African clawed frog)
Lineage: Eukaryota; Metazoa; Chordata; Amphibia; Anura; Pipidae
Gene: rad9b.L
Product: RAD9 checkpoint clamp component B L homeolog
Exons: 12
Coding region: 153-1364 (403 amino acids)
Source: RefSeq, a predicted model, not a curated record
ACGAAUCAGAUUCACUUUGCGGUAUUAGCCUGCGCCGAUACAGACUACGGUGCCUGAGAUAGACCAAAAUCACAAAGAAAUGUUUCGCAAAAGAAUACACUAAGGUGCAAGGAUUAGUGUACCUGAAUCAGAAUCUGUGUAUUACCAUUACCAUGAAGUGCAUAAUUCCUGGCAGACAUACAAAAGUAUUUGGCAAAGCAGUGCAUUCCCUGUCAAGAAUUGGCAAUGAGCUUUGGUUUGACCCUGUAGAAAAAGGCCUUGCUCUGAGAGUUGUAAACUCUUCGAGGUCAGCAUAUGCCUGUAUCUUCUUUUCACCCCUCUUUUUCCAUAAAUAUCACAGAACUGCUUUCCUUGAACAAGCUGCUGGUUGUACCCAACUGAACUUCAAGUGCAAAUUUUCAGUUAAGUCUGUCCUGCCUGUGUUUAGAUCUCUGAGUACCUUAGAAAAGAAUGUGGAUAAAUGCACCAUUUAUGCAAACAUUAAUGACGGCUACAUGAAUUUUCAGCUAUUCUACAAAAAUGGUCUUACAAAAACGUACCAGUUGGCUUAUGAAGACUGUGAGCCCUUACAAGCAGUUUUUGCCAACAAUACAUGUCCUAACGUAUUAAGGAUCCAACCAAGAGUGCUGUCUGAUGUAGUAGUGCACUUUCCUACAUGCCAGGAAGAAAUCACCCUUUGUGUUACGCCACUGAGAGUCUCAUUCAAAACCUAUUGUGAAGAGGCAUUCGAGUUUUCAAAGUCAGUGCAUACUGAAAUGCAUCUUAGUCCAGAGGAAUUCCAUUAUUUUCAAAUUGGCGUGGAUUCUGAAGUAACGUUUUGCCUAAAAGAACUCCGUGGUUUCUUGGCAUUUGCAGACACAACCAGUUCUUACAUUUCUCUUUACUUUAGCAAACCUGGAAAACCUGUCGCAUUCAGUAUGGAUAACAUGUUUUUUGAAGCAAACCUCAUCUUGGCAACAUUGGCAGAAACAGAAAUGAGAAACUCCUCACAAAUAUCAAAAAGCAACAUUGCUGGAUCCAAGCUGUGCAGCCCUCCCCCUGCUACAGAAUUAAGCAAUGCUACGAGUGUGGCAGAAAAUCUAGCCAGCCAGCACAUCAUUUCAUUGCCUCAAGCUGAAAACCAAAGUCCUAUGAUAUCUAACAGCACAUUAUUAACAGCAUGUGGAAAUGCUAAGGAAGAUCAUCCAGAUAUGGUAGAAGAGACUCCAACCCAUUCAUCAUAUAGUAAGUUUUGCACACUCUUUUUUGGAGCGGUUUCAUCCGAAACACACGAGAAUGCUGAUGGAACGUUCUGCAGCUUGGCCACAGCAAGUGAGGAUGAGGAUGAAGAUUUCUGCAGCAGGAAACUCUCCCAGACAUUUUAAUGCAUACAGUAUUUUCACUAUACCUGUUGAUUUUUGUUUUUCCGCUGACUUUCUAUCUAUUGUUCAGGUUUAUUUUGACUUUCUGCACUGGCACAGUAAUAACAAAGGUAGGAAGCGGUGUGACAUGACACGUGCAGUUGUGUAUAUAAUGCCCAGGCACAAUGUUUAGUUCUUUGGUUGGUUGAAUAUAACCUGAGGCCAUCCGAGGGCUAGGGUAGCAGCUUCAAUGAGGUGGAGCCCCCCAAGCUGGACACUUGCAAUGAAUCUGGUCUCUGGGGUUACCCUUGUGGGGUUACCAAUCAGUUAAGAGAAUGAGCAGAAGAGGGGGGCAUGCCCAGGGCAGUUUUGCUUUACAGUGGUGUUUAGAGAUUUUACAGAUAAAAGAUUCUAAUCGCUAUCCCAAGAGGUAACAUCUCCAGCUUUCCACACUUAAAAUUAUAUACAUCAUCAGGGGGAUUGAUUUUUAUGAACACCCACAUUCACAAAGAGGUUGGUUCUAUAUUUAACCCAAAGAUGGAUAAAUAAUAUAUAUUCCUGUUAAUGUGCGUAACCUGGCUAAAAAUAAACUUUUUUC